Cyprinodon tularosa is the source of this 1450-nucleotide messenger RNA. Its product is annotated as zinc finger protein OZF-like. Lineage: Eukaryota; Metazoa; Chordata; Actinopteri; Cyprinodontiformes; Cyprinodontidae. Gene Ontology annotation, cellular component: nucleus. The record is from RefSeq and is a predicted model, not a curated record. The transcript is spliced from 2 exons. The coding region runs from base 73 to 1425 and encodes 450 amino acids.
UCGCUAGCAGCUUUAGCUUUAGCUUUCCUCCUCCAUGGAGAGAUGCUUGUUUAUCUAUGGACUGAUAUUUGAAUGUUUGCAGUGAGAAUGUCUUCAUUCCAGUUUCAGGGCAAAUUUAUCACUGAGCAGUUUACUCCUGCUGAAGAAACACUGACAGAGAUUAAAGAAGUUUUUUUCAAAUCCGAAGAAGAGGUGGAGGUUCAGCACAGAUUACUGGAUUCCUCCCUAAUCCCCCGGAUCAUCUUGCACCGGAUAGACCGCCUUCUGGAUUAUGUUGGAAAAGAGGAGGUUUUCUUUGAUCAGAGGCUCUGUAAGCAGGAGAAGAAUUCCAGUUUGGACAAAGAGGAACCAGAACCUCUGCAGAUAAAAGAAGAGCAGCAGAAGCCAGAGCAUCCCUGGACAAAAGAGGAAACCAUGGAGCUCCCCAUAAGUGACCAUAAAGAGCAGCUUUUUCUGAAGAAGGAGACUGGAGACACAUUGAUGGUGAACCCUACUCUUGUGGAAGAGUACCACGUUGAACCACAAUCAAUCAGGAACCAAGUCAUCUCUCAGGACUUUUAUGAAAUUCAGAACCAGGAUCCUGAACAAAUCCAUCCAACAGACUCUGGAUCAGAGCAAGAUAAAGGACCCAGACAUUAUAACAAAUGUCAGAAAACCAUAGAGCAUAAAAACAGUGUUAAUGGUUCAAAACCCAGAAGGAACAAGGAAACCCUCACAGAUAAAAGUUUGUUCUCCUGUACAAUUUGCGGUGAUUCUUUUUCUCAAAACCGGGACCUGAUUCUGCACUUGAAAAGUCACUGCAGAGAGAAACCUUUCCAAUGUUUGAGAUGUGGAGAAAGCUUUCUAAAAAAAACACAUUUAACAGUUCACAUGAGAACUCAUACAGGUGGCAAGAUUUAUGAAUGUCUGUCCUGUGGGAAAAGCUUCAUUAAUAAAUCUUUUCUUGAUGGACACAUCAGAGUUCACACAGGUGAGAAGCCUUUCUGCUGUAGCAUCUGUGAGAGAAAUUUUACCACAAAAAGUCAGUUGACUUCUCACAUGACAACUCACUCAGAUCAACGGCCGUUUUCCUGUAAGACCUGCGGGAAAAUGUUCAAAAGAAAAGAUGUUUUGAAAGAACACAUGAGAACUCACACAGGGCAGAAAAUGUAUGAAUGUCAGUCCUGUGGAAAGAGCUUCAAUAUUAAAUUCAAUCUUGAUGCACACCUCAGAAUUCACACAGGUGAGAAACCAUUCUCUUGUGCAACUUGUGGCAAAAAUUUUGCACAAAAGAGUCAGUUAACUUCUCACAUGACAACUCACUCAGAUGAAAGGCCUUUUUCCUGUAAGAGCUGUGGAAAAACAUUCAAAAGAAGAGCUUUAUUGAAUAGCCAAAUGAAAACUCACACAGGGGAGAAGUCUUUUAAAUGUAGGGGCAGAAGGUAACAAACAGAAGUUGACUGUAAUUUAU